AUUCAACAAAAGACCAAGCUAUGAUAAAGCAGUUAUAUAAAUGUGGAUGUCUUCAAGCUAUUCCGGAAAGUUACGAAAAUAUCGAGGAUCAAUUUUGGAAUGCAUUUCAGGAUGCCUUAGAUA
Messenger RNA from Racocetra fulgida, 123 nucleotides. NCBI's taxonomy places the organism in Eukaryota, Fungi, Glomeromycota, Glomeromycetes, Diversisporales, Gigasporaceae. The record is from the annotation of a GenBank genome assembly.